This is a messenger RNA of Alternaria hordeiaustralica, 1407 nucleotides long. RefSeq lists its product as uncharacterized. NCBI's taxonomy places the organism in Eukaryota, Fungi, Ascomycota, Dothideomycetes, Pleosporales, Pleosporaceae. The coding region runs from base 1 to 1407 and encodes 468 amino acids. The transcript is spliced from 6 exons. The record is from RefSeq and is a predicted model, not a curated record.
AUGUCGUCUGAUGUGGCCGGCGUCGCUCUUCCCUCCCGCGGUGCCGCCGUACCCACACUGACCCUGCCCAACACCAACAUCGACACCAACAGCGAGGGCCGAAACCAGCCUGGCCUGUUCCAGGACGAUCAAUGGCAGGAUGUGUUCAUUCCUGUGUCAGUGGAAGACGCCCCACUGAAUAGCCAUGACGGGUCUUAUGCAGAGUCACGCAAGCGACGACGACCGCCAUCCUUUGGCGAGGCUAGCGACGUAUCGCAAUGGCUCCGAAUCAAUUUCCCCGAGCUCGGCCCUGAGGUUCUCCAAUUACCCGCACGUUCAUGGGCUCCUGACAUCGUCAAUCCUUUCCUCGAGCAACAGACCCGUAGCCACCCACGGUUACGGCGUUAUACUGUGCCGGUAGCUAUACCUGAAGAUGGCUAUAUCGACGGCCUUAUCAAGAACAUCAACUGGGAGGCCACUGACUCCGGUAAUGAGUCUCCACCUUGGUCCAAAGCUACCGAAAUUGCCGAGCGGGUUCUGGAGAUGUCUGAUCCCCUCUACAAUUACCACUCGCCUAGCAACGUACAAUGCUCUCGAGCUCGCAUCACGCUUGGCAACAGAAUCGCCCUCUACAAUAUCAUGAGUGCCAUGAUUUACCCACUGGACGAGUAUCAGGCCAGAUGCUCCUUCACCUGGCUGCUCGAAGGAGGCGAACGGGAACUCCACAAGAUUGUUGGAUGUACUGGACUCUGUCCAAAACUCAUGCACACCUUUGCGCAGAUAACCCAUCUCUCCACUAAGCUGUAUAAGGAUCCCAACAGGAUAGCAGCGCGCAACCUGGCAAAAGUUAUUGGAGAACGCCUGGAAAACUUCGAGCAAUACUCCGAUUUGUCUGACGGCUACCCCACUUCUCAAGCUCUUUUGGAUUCAUGCGAACUAGACGAGAAUGGCAAGAUCUUCACAGCUGUUAAGACUACUGAGCUUUUGGCCGAAAGUUACGUAGCAACGGCUCAGAUCUAUCUGUAUUGCCGUCUCAUGAGGAAAUCCAGAAGGCACCCACAUGUUCAGAGUAUUGUCGACCGCCUCUUGUGGAUCGUUGAUCGUAUGGCGACAUCCGGCCCACACUUUACUGCGGCACAUGCGCAAGUGCGUGUCUUCGUUGGCGCAAUUGUCGCGGUUGAACAGAAGCAUCGUGACAUAGUGAGGGCGUGGUUCGAAGAUCUCGUCCACGGCACUAGAGGCAACGUCCCGCCGGUAUGGCGCACGAUACAGCACAUAUGGGAGUGGCUUGAUGCGAAGUACAGGUCAUCCGAGGCCACGAGUUUAGACACUUCGGAUGUCACUGUGAUUCUACCCAGUGCCGAGCCAUGGUGGGAAGAUUUGGUUGCUGAGGUUUACAAGCGCGAGGGCAAGCUGAACCUGGCAUGA